CAGCUGAAGCCGUCACAAAUAACAUGUUGAAUAUUGCGCGGACCACAGAACUUUCUCUUCCGCUUUAAUGUGCAUCCGAUCCUCACACCUUCUAGUGUGCUAGCAGUGUCGGCUGAGUACGCGCAGCAGGACGCCCAUCACAGCCUCCUCAACGCCAUCGACGCCCAGACGAAGACGCACCAGAUCUCCGUCGGCAACUGCAAGUAGCGCGCGGACGCGAUGACUGCAACUGAGCUCAACCGCAUAAUAUGGCAGAUUGCGCUAUCUGCAGCGGCUGCUGCCAUGAGCGUUUUUAUGUUCAAGCUCGUGAAGAUGCGCACGAUCUUCUACAAGCUGAAGAAGCAAGGACUGCCCAUGCCGCCGUGGGACUUCGCAGCCGGUAACCUCAAAGUGCUACCAGGACUCCUUGAAAAGUUUCCCAAAGGCUCCCAACAAUCUGAUGUAUUCACCCUGCUAUCUAACGACUUCACGGACUCGGACAACUGCUUUUACGUCGAUCUAUGGCCUUUUAGCAGUCCGCUCCUCGUAGUCACCUCGCCAGAUCUAGCGAUACAAGCAUGUCAAGAGCAUGAUCUUCCAAAGCCUCCGGUUCUCAUACCGUUCUUUGCACCCUUUGCGGGUGGGCCUAAUCUGUUUGAUAUGAACGGCGCGGAGUGGAAGCGCUCGAGGGCGCUCUUUAACCCGGGCUUUAGUGACAGGGUAAUGCUUGGGAGCAUACCGCACAUCAUCGAGGAAGCCGAAGUCUACGUGAAGCUACUGCGAGAGCACGCGAAGAAAGGGGAUACGUUCUCGCUGGACAGAUUGACGUGCGACUACAUGAUGGACGUAAUCGGUGCCAUCACCAUCAAUACUCGCCUUCACUCCAUGACUAGCCACAAUGCGCUUGCAGCCGCCAUGCGAAGCUCUAUCGAAUGGCAUUGCCAGGAUGAAGAGUUGAACCCUUUCAUACGCUGGAACCCUAUGCGACCCUUGAUCGAAUGGUGGAACGGCAAAACCAUGAAUCGAUACAUCGGCAUCGAGCUGGACAAGCAAUAUGAAGACUGGAAGACCCAUGAGCCAUCUAAUCGUGCAAGUUCCGUCAUGGACAUUGCGAUAGCAGCGUACAUGACCGAGCGCAAGGCUGCGGCGAAGCUUGAUGCCGACUUCAAGAAGUGGGCGACUAUCCAGAUCCGCCUGUUCUUGUUCGCCGGGCACGACUCGACCGCUGCAACGAUUGUUUACAGUCUAUAUCUGCUGUCCAAGCACCCAGAUGCUUUGGCCAAGGUUCGUGCAGAGCUCGAUGAGGUAUUUGGGUACGGCAUCGACACAGCUGCUACCUCACUGAACAUGCAUCCAGAGCGCAUCAAUAAGAUUCCAUACACCACCGCUGUCAUCAAAGAAACCCUGCGACUCUUUCCACCAGCUGCUGGCAUGCGAGGUGGGCUUCCAGGUGUCUUCCUACGUGACAAGAGUGGAAACAAGUACCCUACCGAAGACAUCAACAUCUGGAUCUUACACGGAGCAAUACAGCGGAAUCCAAAAUACUGGCCUGAGCCUCAUGAGUUCCUGCCGGAGCGCUGGCUUGUUGAGCCUGGCCAUCCUCUGUACCCGCCAAAAGGUGGAUGGCGGCCAUUCGAAGCUGGCCCAAGGAACUGCGUUGGCCAAACGCUUGCGAUGCUGGAUAUCAAGAUCACCUUGGCGAUGACAGUCCGCGAAUUCGACGUUCAUGAUCAGUAUGAAGAGUGGGACCGGCUGCAUCCUUCGUCUGGUGUCAAGACGGUCUUUGGGGAGAGAGCGUAUCAGGUACCGCUGGGAGCAGCGCACCCUGUGCACGGUUUUCCUUGCAAAGUCACAGCGCGAGAAUUCUCGAAGAAUUAGUUGGUAUAAGAAAGAAGAGUUGAGAUUGGUGGAAUCGGAUGGACGCAUUAUCAGGCCAGUUGAAUCUUCUUCUUCUGAGGUCCUUCUCACGUCGCUGUGUUGAGAAAUCAUGGAUGAGCUUGAUGUUUGGUUGGGUUUUGGCAAGAAGGUUCCACUCGCCUGGCUUCCCCCGCUUGUGACCUACAUUAUCUACAAUCCCCGACAGUUUGUAACAUAGAGAGCAUCCAAAGGCUGAGACUUGGAGAAACUAUGAUUGACCAGAAUAAGGGCCGAAUCGGUAGAGGCUGAGAUAACAAUUGUUCGGCUAUCUUAGCAAGUGAACUGCGCGCUGCGACAGUUUGAUUGGCUGCUCUGGGUCUCUACACCCCAAUCUGUACUAAACGCCGGAGACCUUCCUAAACUGCGGUAGCGUGGCGCCUAACACGACAUAUGCACCCACUAAGUUACGGAGCGGCCC
Molecule: messenger RNA, 2314 nt
Organism: Alternaria alternata
Lineage: Eukaryota; Fungi; Ascomycota; Dothideomycetes; Pleosporales; Pleosporaceae
Product: cytochrome P450
Exons: 3
Coding region: 220-1857 (545 amino acids)
Molecular function (GO): monooxygenase activity; iron ion binding; heme binding
Source: RefSeq, a predicted model, not a curated record